AUGGCGGCCUGGACUCCAUCUCUCUAUCGUCCACAAUCAUUUUCGUCUUCGCUCUUGUCUCCGUUAUCGCCUCACAGUCCUUUCUCACGCUCUUUGUCUGCUGCUCGCUGUUCCCCCGCACGUCUCCUGCAUCGGCCUUCGCACGUCCAAUCGCCCUCGCGGUCCCCCACCAUCACCAUCGUUUACAAGUCGACAAGGAAAUUUUUCAAGCUGGCUCCCUCCGGCUCACGUCCAUAUUCUCCAGCUACAAGUCGUCUGAGUUUGAUCUCACGGCACCUGGAACAAUACCAGCAGUCUUCCUAUCCUCCCAUUAACACUCCCUAUACAAUUGAGCUGGACUCGUUACCAGCGUCCGCAGACGACAUUCCCUACGUCGCUCCAGCACCACCUGCGCAUCUUCCCAGAACUCCCUCUCAGAUUCAAAAACGACAAUUGUCUACCUCGUCCGCCGCCAAUAUGUCCUCCCAACCUCCUCAUCCUUCCCUCCUCAUCCCGGGGCCAAUUGAGAUUACCGAUGAAGUCUCCCAGGCCAUGAGUCACUAUGCGCAAUCCCACGUUGGACAGCCAUUCGUCAACACCUUUGGCGAGACGCUCACGCUGUUAAGAAAUCUUUUCCAGACCACUAACCCGGCGUCUCAGCCUUUCAUCCUUGCUGGAAGUGGCACACUGGGCUGGGAUCUCGUGGCAGCGAAUCUGGUGGAGCCUGGUGAAGAUGUCUUGGUUCUGCACACUGGCUAUUUCGGAGACUCAUUUGCGGAUUGCCUGGCAACCUACGGCGCAAAGCCAACGCAACUAAAAGCCCCCAUCGGAGAUAGGCCGCAACUUGCUGAAAUUGAGGCAGCAUUAAAGGAGAAGAAAUACAAGGCCCUGACUGUCACGCAUGUCGACACCUCCACCGGAGUGCUUUCUCAGAUUCAACCACUGUCCGACCUCAUCCGACGUGUGUCUCCUGAGACCCUUCUGAUUGUUGACGGUGUCUGCUCCGUGGGAGGGGAAGAGAUCCACUUUGAUAACAUGGCCAUUGAUGUGUGCUUGACAGCAUCCCAAAAAGCCAUCGGUUGCCCUCCUGGCAUGUCGAUAGUGAUGGCCUCGGAGAAGGCCAUGAACGUCUUCAAGUCCCGCAAAUCCCCUCCGGGAAGCUACUAUGCCAGCUUCAAGAACUGGACACCAAUCAUGCAGAACUAUGAGGCCAAGAAGGCCUCAUAUUUUGCAACUCCACCCACCCAGUUAGUCCAAGCCCUCAACACAUCCCUCAAACAGAUCCUCUCACAACCCCUCGAUGCCCGCUUCGCUCAACACCGCAAGGUGAGCGAGUAUGUCAAAUCGAAAAUCACAAGCAUGGGUCUCAAACAGUUGGCCACCGACCCAGCCAAUGCAGCCAACACUAUGACGGCAAUAUAUUUACCCGAAGGGCUGACUCCUCCGGAGAUUCUCCCCAAACUGAUGUCCCGGGGUGUUGUGUUUGCCGGUGGUCUUCAUCGGGAGAUUGCGGCGAGAUACAUUCGUUUUGGACACAUGGGUGUCUCGGCCAUGGAUGAGUCGAGAGGAGAGAUCGACAAGGCGCUCGAGGCGUUGAAGGACGGUUUGGCAGAAGUGGAGAACGCUAAGAGCAAGUGA
Messenger RNA from Cladophialophora psammophila CBS 110553, 1617 nucleotides. RefSeq lists its product as uncharacterized. The record is from RefSeq and is a predicted model, not a curated record. Gene Ontology annotation, molecular function: L-alanine:glyoxylate transaminase activity; L-serine:pyruvate transaminase activity. Gene Ontology annotation, cellular component: peroxisome. The transcript has a single exon. Bases 1 to 1617 code for a protein of 538 amino acids. NCBI's taxonomy places the organism in Eukaryota, Fungi, Ascomycota, Eurotiomycetes, Chaetothyriales, Herpotrichiellaceae.